Molecule: messenger RNA, 636 nt
Organism: Diaporthe citri
Lineage: Eukaryota; Fungi; Ascomycota; Sordariomycetes; Diaporthales; Diaporthaceae
Exons: 3
Coding region: 1-636 (211 amino acids)
Cellular component (GO): RNA polymerase II transcription regulator complex
Molecular function (GO): transcription cis-regulatory region binding; DNA-binding transcription activator activity, RNA polymerase II-specific
Source: RefSeq, a predicted model, not a curated record
AUGGAGGACGUCAGCCUUUUCUUCGACACCCCGUCACCAUCUCAUUCCUACCUUUACACUUUCAGCGACCAAGACCAAUUCCUUGACGCCAGCCGCUCAGAGACGCAAAGCUCCGCAACCUCUCCCUACGACAUGACCUUUUCUCGGGAUUACACAGGCUCAGAUACAAUGCCGAGCCCAGACGUGGAAGGCGAGGAAGGGAGCCUGUCACCACACGACCAAACAUCAAACACACAGCUCAAGCCCGCCGCGAAGAGAAAGCGAGAGAACAGAUACAAGAACGCCCCGCCAUCAGUCCUAUCGCGCCGCCGAGCACAAAACCGCGCCUCGCAAAGAGCCUACCGGGAGCGCAAGGACCAGCGGAUCAAGGACCUCGAGCAGAUGCUCAACGACGCCAAGGCGCGCAACGACGUGCUCAGCCAGGCGUACGCCGACCUGCAGGCCGAGUACAUGAAGCUCAAGGCCUCGUCGGUCAGCGAGCAGCACCAGCACCAGCAGAUCCCCACGUCGUACCCGGCCGCGGGUCCGCCGCCGCCGGGCCUCGGGGGCUACGUCGACCCGACAAUGUCGGCCAUGCACGUCGGCAGCGACCUGGACGCGUACCUGUACCCCGAGGUCGGGAACUACUCCAUGUGA